AUGGCCAUUGCGGCUGGCUCAAGGUGCAAACUCGGACAUCGCAACCGUAUAGCCCGUGCCGGAUACGGAACAGGCAUCGGUUCGGCUUUGCCUUGGGCCGAGACACUCCUGUGGGAAGGUCUCCAUGGGGAGCAAAUGGCUAACGGGGUCUGUAAGGCACAGCCAAGUUCGGCUGAGUGGCUUCCCGGAAGGACUGGGUUGUUUGGGGCUGCAAAGGCGAUCACCAGCACGUUUCUGCCGCUCGCGACAAGCGUGGCGGAAGCUGAGGCUCACAUACCCACGGCAAAGCAGCGCUUCUGGAGGACAGCGAUCAAGAUGUGGACGGACAUCUACACACUAUCGGAGAUGAAUCCACUGCAUAGGACAACGGCCAAGACGGGACGGGUCCGGAAGCCUACCGGUCGCCUCUUUUCCAAGUGGCCAAGACUCUGA
Molecule: messenger RNA, 432 nt
Organism: Colletotrichum higginsianum IMI 349063
Lineage: Eukaryota; Fungi; Ascomycota; Sordariomycetes; Glomerellales; Glomerellaceae
Product: zinc knuckle
Exons: 1
Coding region: 1-432 (143 amino acids)
Source: RefSeq, a predicted model, not a curated record